AUGGCCAUCACAAUUCUACCACCGGUGGUAGAGGACCAGAGUCCUUACCAAGCCGACUCCGACGAUUCUAUGUCCGUGGACUCCGACGAAGACGUCGAGAUGACCGGUGUCUCUCGACCUCACAAGCGCCCCCGUUUACAAGCAAACUCAAACAUUGGCACCGGAAUUGUCACACCGGGUGAAGUCGUCACCGACGAUCCACAAUGGAUGAGAGGCCAUGGUACUUAUAUGAAUCCUCUCUCGACAUCCAUUAUCGCCACCGUUGCUGGAAACGUUCAGAAGACAAAUAAGCUACUUUCCGUGCACCCACUGCGUGCGCGCUACACACCCGAAAUUGGAGAUUUGGUCGUUGGUCGGAUUGUCGAAGUGCAAUCUAAACGCUGGAAGGUAGAUGUUGCUGCGCCCCUCCUUGCCCAGCUCCCCCUCUCCGCGAUCAACUUGCCCGGGGGUAUUUUGCGUCGACGAACGAGUGCCGAUGAGCUUCAGAUCCGAACAUUCUUCAGUGAGGGUGACUUGGUUAUUGCCGAAGUGCAGAGCGUGCACCAAGAUGGUUCUGCAUCACUACAUACGCGGUCUCUGAAGUACGGUAAGCUGCGGAAUGGUGUCUUCCUCGCCGUGACGGGUACCGGAGGUAGUGGGUCUGCCAGCUCUAGUGUCAAGGGGGGUGUGGGAGCUUCCGCAGUGGGCAGUGCUCUGGCCGCACCUGGAGGAUCUGGUACUGGUGGUGUGGUACGGUCUCGACGUCAGGUUUGGACCCAUGAGACAGCCAACGGUGGUGGAGAGGUAGACAUCAUCCUGGGCGUCAAUGGCUACAUCUAUAUUUACAAGCAUACCGAUGGGGCGGAUGCGGCAUCUUCGACGACGGAAAAUGUCUCCAUCACUCGGUUGGAGGAAGUGGCCUCUAGUUCGAUCUACUCCAGCCAGAACGACGAUAUCUCACCCCAGACUCGCCGAGAGAUCGCACGUUUGUCGCAGUGCAUUCAAGUCUUGGUGCAAUAUGGAGUGCGUGUGGACGAGGAGACCGUGACUGGCGCCUACCAGGCCAGUCUGCAGGUGGAUCUGGAGGUUGGCGAUGACGAGGAUGAGGAGGAUGAAUGGCGACAGGAAGGUCGCGAAUAUCUCCAGGGCGCCAAGGGCGGGCGGAUCAUUCAGCUGCUCGCUCUCGAUCUCGCUCAGCAGAAGAACAGGAAGAAGGCGUAG
Messenger RNA from Penicillium olsonii, 1200 nucleotides. Lineage: Eukaryota; Fungi; Ascomycota; Eurotiomycetes; Eurotiales; Aspergillaceae. The record is from the annotation of a GenBank genome assembly.